Messenger RNA from Paramuricea clavata, 411 nucleotides. Lineage: Eukaryota; Metazoa; Cnidaria; Anthozoa; Malacalcyonacea; Plexauridae. The record is from the annotation of a GenBank genome assembly.
AUGUCUUCCAAUAAAGCCCCAGGAAUUGAUCAAAUUCCCAUUCGCGUAAUAAAAGACUGUCUGACAUCUAUACUGCCUACACUUACAUCUAUUGUCAAUUCCUCACUAGCUACUUCUACCUUUCCCACUGUUUGGAAAAUAGCAGAAAUAACACCCAUUCCUAAAGAUGGAGAUCACGAACAAGCGAUCAAUAAUAGACCUAUUUCAUUAUUACCUGUAUUGUCGAAAGUCUGCGAACGAGCUGCCUAUAAUCAGCUUUCUUCCUAUUUAUUAGAAAAGGAAAGAUUAACGCAACACCAGAGUGGAAAUAAGAAAUGGCACUCCACCGAAACUUCUGUUAUUCAAACUACAGAUGCCAUGCUCAAAGCCAUAGACAAAAGAAGCUUACUGCUACAGUCUUUUUGGACAUGA